AUGGCCAUCGACAAGAAACAGACAGCCCUGGCUUGUCAGAAAUGUCGCACGCCCAUAGACAUCGACGCCUCCAUCGACCAGCUCAACCCGGCCGCCUUUAAGCUAUUGACUGACUCAACGGUAUCAGGCCAACAGCCAGCGUCACGGAUCUCCCCGAACCGCCAGUCGCGCCCUCCGAACCCGCCCGAACACCUCAAGACAUAUCAAGAUGCCGCCAAAGACGCCCGGAAUCCUACCUUCAAGCGCAACAUCCAAGGCGCACCGCCUUCCGCACUCCCAAAUGGCCCUCAAAACCCCGCCAUGUCCUUCAUCGACGUACACAUGUCCGAGUCGAUGAUAGACCCAUCCUCUGCGGCCGUCCGUAGCCCAGAUCGGAAAUCACAAGCAGGGGAGACGAAGCCGAAUGCGAAUGACAAGACACGACGGAAGAGCUUCUCAAAUGGACUGGGCAUACACGGAGGCGCAAGUCUGGCCGAUACACUGGAAACAACAAACCGCAUGUUCGAGAUACUAUCAGCACGCUCCGAUGUCGACCACCCCAUUUGCGUAGAGUGCACCGAGCUGCUCAUCGAAGGCCUUCAGAAGCGACUAGGCGUAGCGACCCGCGAACGCGACGCAUACGUCGACUACCUGCGCCGCGCCAACACCGACGUGCCCAGCGCCGAAGAAGUCAAAGCCGCCGAAGCCGCCCUCAAAGCAGCCAAGAAAGCCGAAAGCACCGCCAUCACGCAGCUCGAGAACCUCGAAGCCGAAAAGGCCGAACUAGACGCCCAGCUCGCCGCCCUAGAAGUCGAGAGCCGGAUCCUCGACCAAGAAGAAAGCGAGUUCUGGAAGAGCAGAAACGCCUUCAACACCACCUUGACCACGAUCCAAAACGACCGCGACGCUCUAGCCACGCGGUAUGCACACGAUGCGCAGAUUCUAAACCAGCUACAAAGGAGAAGUGUAUACAACGACACCUUCAACAUAACCCACGACAACCACUUCGCCACCAUCAACGGCCUCCGCCUCGGCCGCCUGCCAAACCCCUACGUCGACUGGCCCGAAAUCAACGCUGCAUGGGGUCAAACAUGUCUCCUCCUCGCCACCCUAGCCGACCGACUAAACUACAAGUUCGACGGCUACGAACUCUGUCCCAUGGGCUCUACAUCGACCAUCACGCGUAUCGAAACCAAAGGCGGCACUGGAAACACAGUGUCUGAAUCAACACGCCAACCCCAAUCUACAAGCGCCAACUCACCCCAAGUAACAAGACAGAAACUCGAACUCUACUCCUCCGGUGACUUUCCCAUAAACUUUGGGUUUCUACAUCGAAAGUUCGAUACGGCCAUGGUGGCGUUUUUGGAAUGUCUACGGCAAUUGGGUGAGUUUGUGGAGAACUCUGCUGCUGCGCCGUCGUCACAUGGCGUAGGUGGUGUUAGUCCAGUAGCGCCUGGAGUUGGACCACCAGGCGGCGUCAAGAUGCCGUAUGAGAUACAGAAAGAUCGCAUUCAUGAUCAGAGUAUCAAGUUGGCGUUGAAUAAAGAUGAGGGAUGGACGAAGGCGUGCAAGUAUACGUUGACGUGUUGGGAGUAG
Alternaria arbusti is the source of this 1575-nucleotide messenger RNA. RefSeq lists its product as uncharacterized. Gene Ontology annotation, biological process: autophagosome assembly; autophagy; cellular response to nitrogen starvation. Gene Ontology annotation, cellular component: phosphatidylinositol 3-kinase complex, class III, type I; phagophore assembly site; phosphatidylinositol 3-kinase complex, class III, type II. The coding region runs from base 1 to 1575 and encodes 524 amino acids. The transcript has 3 exons. The record is from RefSeq and is a predicted model, not a curated record. NCBI's taxonomy places the organism in Eukaryota, Fungi, Ascomycota, Dothideomycetes, Pleosporales, Pleosporaceae.